Messenger RNA from Oncorhynchus tshawytscha (Chinook salmon), 5262 nucleotides. RefSeq names its product PDZ and LIM domain protein 5. Gene Ontology annotation, molecular function: actin binding; muscle alpha-actinin binding. Gene Ontology annotation, biological process: actin cytoskeleton organization; heart development; muscle structure development. The transcript has 17 exons. The coding region runs from base 223 to 2637 and encodes 804 amino acids. Lineage: Eukaryota; Metazoa; Chordata; Actinopteri; Salmoniformes; Salmonidae. The record is from RefSeq and is a predicted model, not a curated record. Gene Ontology annotation, cellular component: stress fiber; Z disc; adherens junction.
UUCACUAGUCCAGUAUAAAGGGCCAUUACACUGCUGUGUGGCUCAGUGUUUUGCCGAUAAGGGAUUUGUCGAGGCGAACUGGUCUGUGUGCUGCGUUGUCCACCUACCUGCAUAGCAGUUACAUCUCUGAUACGACUGCCUACCUACACUAGAGAUCUUGAAAGCCAGAGUUACGGGGUUAACAUACCAGUGGAAAUCCAUCCUUACCAGUGUUCUAGAACCAUGAGCAGUAACUACAGUGUGUCCCUGCUUGGCCCGGCCCCAUGGGGCUUCAGACUGCAGGGUGGAAAAGACUUCAACAUGCCACUCACCAUCUCCAGGCUCACGGACCUGGGAAAGGCAGCCAAGGCACGUAUUGCAGUGGGCGAUGUGGUCCUGUCUAUCGAUGGCAUCAGUACUGAUGGAAUGAACCACCUGGAAGCUCAGAACAAGAUCAAGGCCUGCGCCGGCAACCUCAACCUCACCCUGCAAAGAGCCUCCACCGUCCCAAAACCUCCCGUGGCCCCGAAGGUCGAGCCAUCAGAGAUCCUUAAGCCUGUGGCUAUUAUCAGCCACCACCCCCACCCCCACCACCAUCCCACUGAGCCCACCAGUCUUAUCCCCAGCGCCCCACACAACAAAACUGCCCGGCCCUUUGGGGGCUGCGGGAGAGAGGACAGGGACUCCCCCAUCGCACGCUCCCCCCAUUCCGCCUUCAUUCCCUCUGCAUCCUCUGCCUUCACCCCCGCCACCCUAGCCCGCACUCCUCCUCCACCCCAGCCCCUCUUCCCUUUCUCCUCCUGCUCCUCACCCCCCUCCCUCCCUGCCGCACCCCAGCCCUCUGUCUAUAACACGCCCUUCAACCUCUACUCCAACGAGAACGCCUGCGAGGUGGCCAUGGGCCAGAGGCGGGGACUAACGGAGAGCCAGGGAGGAGCUGUGCAGUUGAACGGGGUUCCUAGGAAGCCCAUUCUGGAAACAGACAUUGAGUUCUACCACGUGCCUUCUCAUGGAGACGCCAGCAAGAAGCGCCUGAUGGAAGACACAGAGGACUGGCGUCCCCGCAGUGGCACCACCCAGUCCCGCUCCUUCCGAAUCCUGGCCCAGAUUACUGGCACUGAACACCAGCAAACACAGGAGAGCGAUGCGGAGAACAAGACAAACAGUUCCCUUUUGACACCACUAGAGGGCGAUGGUGACCUAGGGGAGAUUCAAGCCAUUGGGUCGGAUUGGGAAGCUAGUGAUGUCCAUCACAGUGACGACUCCUCUGCUACAGACCAAAUACAUACGGCUCCUCUCUCACCUAUUCACAGCUCCUCUCCAGUACAGCCACUGACACAUCUUUCUCCUGUGUCUGCAGUACAGCCACUACUCUCCCCAAAGCCAGUGAGGUACGGGAAUCAUACCAAUCUACUCUAUCCCAAUGUCCUUAUCAGUGUAAAGUCUGCUGGCCUCUUUCCUCUGUUCUAUGGGUGCAGGCGAGAGCUCCUGUUGAACCCACUGGAGUUCCUCCCUCGAGGUGGUCCCUGCCCACCGGCCCUCACCCCUAGUGCACCGACUCUGGCUAUACGGUCCCAUUCUACUGUUAUUGGUUUACAGGCCAGAACCCCACACAGGUCACCUGAGGGGACGGUCUCUCAGUCCCUAUUGGAUGCCUUGCUCAUUACGCCUAUCACCACCCUCCCGCCCCUCCGCUUGAGGAAGAAGAAGCGUCGGAGUGUUAGUGCCUUACACCUGCCCAACAACAAGAGAGUCUCCUGGCACCAAUCAGUCACUGAUCUGGGUGACCCCAACCUCUCCUCUCCUGUCAAUGCUGUCUAUAUCUUUAGUGAGGAGGUGGAGGAGCCAGACACCAGUUCUCACAUGUUGUCUGCAGUCAAGACCAUGACCAAAGGACCUGCUGGCAGCCCCAGCAACUCCAUCACCUUUACCACCACUCAGGGUUCAGGUUUCCCUAAACCAGGCCUUCAGACAUGUUUUGGGGUGAGGGGGAACGGCACCACCAAUGUUCUCCCUAAGGGCCCUGUCCCAGAGAGGCCGGCCCCCCAGCCCCAUCCCAAAGACCAGGACACUCUGGUGCAGAUGGCCGAACACAUUCCCGCAGGGACACGCACGCCCAUGUGUGGCCACUGCAACAUGGACAUCAGAGGCCCAUUCCUGGUGGCCAUGGGAAAGUCCUGGCACCCCGAGGAGUUUAACUGCGCCCACUGCCGGACCUCCCUGGCAGACAUUGGCUUCGUGGAGGAGCAAGGCUCGGUCUACUGUGAACACUGCUAUGAGGACUUCUUCGCACCUUCCUGUAGCCGCUGCCAGAUGAAGAUCCUUGGGGAAGUGAUCAAUGCCCUGAAACAGACCUGGCACAUCCAUUGUUUCCUGUGUGCAUCGUGCCAGCAGCCCAUUAGGAACAACACCUUUCACCUGGAGGAUGGAGAGCCCUACUGUGAAAGAGACUAUUACUCCCUUUUUGGUACCGGUUGCCAUGGUUGCGAGUUCCCCAUAGAGGCAGGGGACAAGUUCUUGGAGGCUUUGGGCUUCACCUGGCAUGACACCUGUUUUGUGUGUGUGAUCUGCUGCACCACUCUGGAAGGUCAAGCCUUCUUCUCCAAAAUGGACAAGCCUUUGUGCAGGAAACAUGCACAUAGUGUGGUGAAAAUCUGAGCAAGGACAGGAGCAGAUGGCGAGAGGAGAGCUGGAGGAAGAAGGAGCAGAUGGCGAGAGGAGAGCUGGAGGAAGCAGGCUUGGCUAGACGGGGAACUUAUAUUAUGACUGUUGAUGAUAUUUAGAUUAUCCCCAGAACUAAACACCUCAGUCAGGGAAAGUCCAGAAGAUCAGAGGGAUCUCCAUGGAUACAUCCCAAACGGUACCCUAUUCCCUAGGUAGUGCACUACUCUUGACCAGAGCAUGGUUGUAUCCAUGGAGAUCACUCUGAUCUUCUGGACUUUAUCUAACUGAGGUGUUUAGUUCUGGGGAUAAAGUGUUGUUUCCUGAUAUGUGUCAAGUAUUAUAGGGAAUAUGUAGUCAUAAUAAUCAUAUGUUGGGUGCUUAUACUCCUAUUUCUAUUGUCUCUAAAUCUAUCCAUGUAUACCCCCCCCAUAGGAGUAUUGUGCUAUUCUACCAUUCUUCUGUAUGCUGUCAUGAGCAAGAUGCCUCUCGCAAUGAGACUAGACUAAAACGAUACGUUUGUUUUGUUUUGAAUGGCCAGAAUCAACGAUGUGUAUAUUUGACAUGUACAUCUCAAAGAAUACAGUGUUUUGAAAAGCGGUAGAGGGGAUAUCGUUAAAGCUAAACCAUGCUCAUGCCCAUGGUGCAUUCAACUGUUAGAAUUGGUCCCAGUUGAAAAAAUAAAUACAUGGAAUUUUCCUCCCCCCCAAAAACAUCUGCUUUGAGAUGUGGUGGUUUGACUGUUUGAUAUCAUUUCUACCAACGUGAUAGAAUCUACAUUCAACUUAUUGUAUUACCGUUUCCAAAAGCCAAGUUGUUGUUGUUGGCUACCCAUCAUACUGUACAUGAAGGGAUUUGAGAAAUAAUGAUUGUAAAAGAAGUCUAUUUUUGAAGGGCUGUUUGUAGCCUGAGUUCCAGUCUGUUUCUGCUAUCAUGCCAACUCCUUGUAACUCAUUGUGAUGUCAUGUCUCCCUUGACAAUAUAAUUGGCAAGAGCACAAAAACAGGCUAGCUGUUUCAUUGCCCUCGGAAAAUGCCUACACUGAGAGGAUGAGAGAAAACUGAAGAGUGAGGGGACAAAUCAAGACAUUUUCCUUAGUCUGUUUUUCCCUGAAGUCUCUUGCAGUGGAGGCUGCUGGGGGAGGAGGACGGCUCAUAAUAAUGUCUGGAACGGAGUGAAUGGAAUGGUAUCAAACACAUGGAAACCAUGGAAACCACGUGUUUGAUGUUGUUGAUACCUUUCCACCUAUUCCUCUCCAGCCAUGACCACGAGCCCAUCCUCAUCCAAUUAAGGUACCACCAACCUCCUGUGGCCUCUUGGUAUUAAUCUAACUUCACUAUCACUCCGUCUCAACAGAAUUAAUAAUUGAAUCUUGUUGUUGUUGAUAUGGAUGAACGGUGCAGAGGACAAGGAGUAAACCAAGUCACAUAAACCAAGUCACAUAAACCAAGUCACAUAAACCAAGUCAUUCUAUGGUGAUUAAAUUUUUUUAAUUUUUUUUAAUUUAGCUCUUGAUUUAUUAUAUAUCUUCUAUUUCACAGUUAUUAUUAAAAUGUCAGUCCAAAAGGUUAUAGUAAGGUCUUGGUCCAUACUGUAGUUCUCACAUCCUGAAAUCCUGUCAUUGGUAAUGGAGUGUAACAACCCUUCUCUUUUGACCUCAGCGGUCUCAAUUAGCAUUGGAUUGAACUGUAUGGCCUGUCAUAUGGCAUAUGUCACUGUUACAUGAAUGACUUAGCACCGCACAUCUUCUAACACUGGUUCUCACAGGGUUUAACGUUCACAUGCCUGUGUCGUGGAUACUGGCAGACACAACCCACUGUAGGCUACCGGAGUCGGCAUGUGUUCAAAUCCAACCCGCUGCCUUUCUGCCUCGCCAUCCGUACUUCAUUUCCUGUCUGCUCUUCACUAGUCUAUCUCAAUCAAAUUAUUUUUUUAAAUGAACUAAGGUAACUAAAAAAUAAUGUAAAUAACAUUCUAAUUAGGUUAUUACCCUUUUUGUGAAAAUCACAUGAGGAAUCCUAUUGGUUAUCUUAACAUAUCAAUUAAGACCAUAUAUUUUAAUUAGAUUGAUGUGAAAAUAUUCCUGUAAAAGCAUAUCUAAAGGUGCAAUACGCACCUUUAGAUAUGCAAUUCCUGGUUGCAAAAAUUAUAAUAGUUCACCUAUGUGACAAAACAAGGUAUCAUUGUGUAGAGCAUCAUUGUACUAUCUAAACUGCUGUGAAAUAUAUUUUCCAUAACCAAAAAUAGUGUAUUUUCUGCUGUUUGAAGCUGGUGUACAAAACUGAAAGUAAAAGAAGCAAAAAACAAACCAUAAGAAUGGUAAGCAUAGAAAUAAUGCACAUAGAAAACAUCUAACGCUUCUUAGACUUGUUUUCAAUGAGAAUGACAGAUCUAUAACUCACAUGUCUUUGGUCGGGUUGCCCCAAAAAAAUGACAUAAUGCAUCUUUAAAAGCAUAGUGUAGUGGAAUCAUCUUCCUGUUCAUUGUUUUAACAAGAGUCAUGUAAUCACCACCAUGGCCCUCAAUGGGUUGUAUUUAUGUCUUCUGAAUAAAGAGAACCACAUAAUUCAAUGCAUAAUGAUGUCAUCUAAAGGAAAAAAUAAACCCCCCCCUGAAAUUUGA